This is a messenger RNA of Vanrija pseudolonga, 537 nucleotides long. RefSeq lists its product as uncharacterized. Lineage: Eukaryota; Fungi; Basidiomycota; Tremellomycetes; Trichosporonales; Trichosporonaceae. The transcript has a single exon. The record is from RefSeq and is a predicted model, not a curated record. Bases 1 to 537 code for a protein of 178 amino acids.
AUGGCCGCCAUCUUCGGCGACGGGCUACAAGCGCACGGCGACCCCGUCGCGCUCGACUACUACACCGGCAUCCGGGCGGCCGACCUGGCCAGCUGCUGCGCCGACGGCUCGGGGCAGAUAAGCAACCUCACCAGCACCCAGUUCGCCGCCGCAGUCCCCGAGGGCUUCACGUUGCCAGCAGCGAUAUCCGCGCAGACGACCACAAGAUGCCAUAUCGACUCGCCGCUCCAGGACGACCGCGCGGCCAAGUCCGCCGCAUGCGUGUUCGCCGACGUCGUGGCAGACGAGGACAUGUGGGUCGGCCUGACGGUCACGCUCGCGAACGGCACCGUGCUCGCCGAGACGAGCGAGAAGGAGCUCACGACGUACCCUGCGCGAGGGGCUGGUGCCGCUGGUGCCUCGGGGUCGACGCCCUCGGCCUCGGGGGCAACGACAAGUCCCAGUGCGCACGCGAGCUCGGCCGCCGGCGCGGCCCCCGCACGCUUCGGCGUCGUCGCGCUCGUUGGGCUCGCGGCGGCUACUGUCAUGGCUGUAUAA